AAAUCCACCUCAUAAUGGACAGUAACAUUUGUAUUCCAUCCUGACUCAUUGUUUGCCGUGUUAAAAUGAAGACUUUUGUUGUUAUUGCUAUAUUUUCAGCGCUCAUUACUGCAGCUGCACCACCAACUCCAUGUGAUACGUGCCAAGAUAAUCACUGCCAGAAGACGCUGGGCCCCAAGGGUGUUUACGAUUGUAUCUAUAAGUUUUGCAAAGUCGAGUGUUCUAUUCCAGAUGAAGGGGCACCAGAUCUAACGACGACGGAGUAUAAUUAGCUAGCGCUAUCUCGAUGAAGCCUUUGGCAAGUAAUCAGAUGCUAAUGUAAUUCACAAAUGAACAGUCUAUAUGAGGACGUAGCUCAGUAAAACUGUAUCUAAUUUUAAUAUAGCUGUUUUAAAAUUAU
Messenger RNA from [Torrubiella] hemipterigena, 400 nucleotides. The record is from the annotation of a GenBank genome assembly. Lineage: Eukaryota; Fungi; Ascomycota; Sordariomycetes; Hypocreales; Clavicipitaceae.